ACUAUGUAUGGCUAGCUGAAGAUUCUCUUAGGUGCGCCAGACGUCCUUCCCUUCCACAAAUGCUUAGCAGGACCCCUUCUUAGAGGACAUCCUUUCACCGUGCUCAUCUUAGAGAUCUUCUGCAAGCGGAUUCAGUCAACUUAUGACUUAGAAACAUGCAGGGUGCAAGUGUAUUGAUUGUUUUAGGAUGUUGCCUGGGCUGGGUAUCAUCGGCCUUCCUGAACCACAGGCCCUUCCCUACAUACAGUUUAGAAAAUAUGCCCGAUACUGACUUCACUUGUAGGGAAAAAAUUUUAGGUGGUUACUAUGCCGACGCUGAUGCUCAAUGUCAGAUGUUCCAUGUUUGCGUUAAAGUUGCUGGAGUAGGCAUACAAGACUUCCGGUUCCUGUGUCCCAACGGCACAGCUUUCGAUCAAGAUCAUCAGAUUUGUGCCGAAUGGGAAGACGUUGACUGUGAUGCUACGACGCUUUACUAUUCCAGCGACAACUUCGACCUUUACCGUAUUGGCUCAGGCUUCGAGUCCAAAGCUGUGAAAUAUGGAGAGGACGAAGAAACUUUUGCCUUACAACGCGCUGAAACUGGAGACGCGAGGUUGAACCGUGAUCAUCAGUCCAACAGAGUAAAUCAGCAAAAAGACAACUUUAAGUACAAUAAGUCUAAAGUUAGCUCUAGGCCUGCACAACAAAGUAACAAUAACUAUAACAAUAACAACAACAAUAACAACAACAACAACAACAACAACAACAACAACAAUGAAAGGGACAUCUUCAAGGGUUCAAGCAGCUCCAAUUUCUUUAACAACAGAAACAAUGGCAAGGAAACCGAUGAGGAUUACGAUGAUAAUGUGAAUGUCAACCAAGAUAAUGACUAUGCCCAGAAGAGGAAGAUUGUUCGUAAACAACAAAGAAGACCUGUACAACAACAAAAUACAGAUGAAGAAGAGGAGCAAGUUCCACAGCAGCAACCGCAACAACAAAAGCAAAAAACCCACAUCAGAACCCGCCCAGCAAAUACUGAAAGGCCACAGCAACGUCAAACAGGUUUCGUAAACAACUUUGCUGGUAGCUCCUACAUCCCAACCACGUCUCGUCCAACCACCACAACGACUGAAGAACCUGCCACUACAGUAGCGCAAAGAAGAGUCAGAACCAGGCAGAGAGUGCAGCAAUAUAACAACGCCGAUAACUUUAGACAGCAACCUAGUAGCCCACAGUACACUGUGAGUACGCCAGCACCUUUCAACAACAACCCACCUGUAAGGCAGAAUAACAACAAUGGGCAAUAUUAUACCACAACACCAGCCAGCAAGAAACAGACCACCGAAAACUAUCCCCAACCAAUCAAUAAUAACAAUUACAACCCUCAGUAUGAUAUUCCCAAAGUAAAACAAACAAAACAAACUGAAAACUAUCCCACUACAUCGAACAACAACAAUCAGUUUGUUAAGAGUAAGGCUACCACUGAAGCUGACAAUUACCCAAGCAACAACCCUCAAAAUUUGAAUAAAAAACCUACAACUCCGUUCAAACAACCCGAUAACUACCCAACCACAUUCUCCCCAAAAGCGAAGCCUUUUACUGUAUCAGGGAACUCGCAGAGUAACUUCCCCACAACAUUUGCUCCACGUACAAAUGCCGCCUACACUCAAAUCACUGCUCAGACCGUGAACUACAAGAACAACAAUGACGCUAAUAAUAAUAACAAUCAGCAAUACAACAACAACAAUCAGCAGCUUGCUCAAAAAUCCACUACACAGCAGUUCAAUAGCCAAAAAUCCACUACACAAUUCAACAAUCAGUUCAGUCAGAACUUUGCUCAAAAAUCAACCACUCAACAGCAAAACAACGGCCAAUACAAUCAACAACAACAACAGCAAAAAUCAACCACUCAAUACAAUAACUUCAACAAUCAGAAUCAAAGAUCGACCCCAAGCCAAAACAGUCAAACUCCAUUCGCCAAGCAGUUCACAAACCAACCCAACAGCACACCGAGAACAACAGCUUUCACCCAGUACACCCCGACGGUACCAAAAAUCAGCUCUACAACUCCUGUAGCUAGAUCAAACAGAUUUGACGAAACAUCUUAUGACGAUGGUUCGUACAGCACCAAAUAUGACUACGAUGGCGACAAAAAAGACGACGAGUUCUUGAAGACAGCUCACAGUCAAAACAUCGCGAGCAGCCGCAAUGAGUUGGCUAAAUCCGCGAAAAAUACCCCACAAACAACCCAAAAACCCUACUACGAAUCUCCAAGACCUUUCAGCGUAACUGCUAACACACCAAGAGCAGCCCAAACCACAAACUACAAACAAACCCCUCAAGUAGCAACUAAGAACACUGCUGCCCCCAAGGAGGAGCAGAAGAGGCCGGCCCCAAGUCCCCCCAAAAAAGUUAAGGACAUCAGUUACGACUACGCGUAUUACGAUUCGAAUGCCAGCAGUGGGGAGCCAGAGUACGAAAUCGAUACGGAAUUUAAGAAAUCAACAGUAAAAAACUAGUUAGGUUAGGUUUUUAGUUAUUGUUAUUAAGUCUGUUAAUUUAAUUAUUAAAUUUUUAUUAAAACAAUGUGACAGUAUUUUGAAACUAUUUAAUGAGAACCAAUCUUCUACGAGUCCACUUAUUUUAAGAUUGUACAUAUUGUAUUUUAUAAUAAAAGUAAAAUAAGAA
Messenger RNA from Brassicogethes aeneus, 2667 nucleotides. NCBI's taxonomy places the organism in Eukaryota, Metazoa, Arthropoda, Insecta, Coleoptera, Nitidulidae. The record is from the annotation of a GenBank genome assembly.